This is a messenger RNA of Puccinia graminis f. sp. tritici CRL 75-36-700-3, 1375 nucleotides long. RefSeq lists its product as uncharacterized. Lineage: Eukaryota; Fungi; Basidiomycota; Pucciniomycetes; Pucciniales; Pucciniaceae. The record is from RefSeq and is a predicted model, not a curated record. Bases 56 to 970 code for a protein of 304 amino acids. Gene Ontology annotation, molecular function: calcium-dependent protein serine/threonine phosphatase regulator activity; nucleic acid binding. Gene Ontology annotation, cellular component: nucleus; cytoplasm. Gene Ontology annotation, biological process: calcium-mediated signaling. The transcript is spliced from 2 exons.
ACAACCACCUACAACCACCACCAACACUCAACCACCAACUCAAACCAAACAAGUCAUGAUGACUAGCACCAUCCACUCGUCCAGCUCGUUACUAUCCUUACCGAAAGCAAGCAACUCCAAAGUGAUCCCAUCUAACUCAAUCAUCAUCACCUCCUUACCCAAGAUCUUCUUUCAUCCAAGCCUCCAACUCGCUCUUCGUUCACACUUCGAUAGCUAUGGUCACAUCAUCACCUGGAACUUACUGCCAGACCUGGCUAGGAUUCUAGUCAUCUAUUCUCAUUCCGAACCCGCUGUACUCGCUAGAGCCGAAAUGGAUCAUUUUGUCUUCGAGGAAUCCGAAAUCAAAGAACUCUUCCUCUCUCUGUUGGAUCCAAAUGACGAACUUGAUCAUAAAACCACAGAGCUAUUCAAUGACCUCAAAAGAACCGUCAUUCGAGUAUAUUUCGGCCCCAAAAGAUUAAUUCCAAAUUGGAAGCCAAUAGGACAACAUGCAGAAAACGAAGCAACCACAAACCACCCUAGCGAGCGAGCCAAAGAGUCGGAAGGAAGCGAUCGACUCAAACCGCCAAGCCUCGAGAAAAACUUCUUGAUUUCACCCCCGGGUUCGCCGCCGGUAGGAUGGACUCAGAUCACCGAAGACGCGCCGAACCAGAAAGACUUGGCCGACGACUUGUGUCAAAGAUUACGGUUCUUGAGUGUUGGAGACGAGGCUGAUGAAGAGUCCCAAGAAGAAGAACACAAGAUCACCAAACCGGGUUCUCUUGACUCGCAACAACCUGCCAAUCUCGACGAAAUCGUCAUCUUGCACGCCCAACCUGCCCGUCAACUCCCCGCACUCAAGGUCCAACAGAUCCAAGCCUCAAAGCCUUCCCCCGGUAUGGGCAUCCAUCUCGUCAAAGCUACUAUCGAAAGCAUGCUCGCCUCUUCAAGUAACAAGAUCUCCCCGACCCCUAGACCUGAAAUCUUCUAAUUUAUACAUCUAUCCUCCUAUCUAUUUAUUUAUCCUUCACUUGUCUGCUACUUCAAACAAAUCUUACAGCUUUCUUCACCACGAUGUAGUUGAUUGACAAAGCCUAUUUCAAAUGGCGAUUCCUCAUCCUUUUAACUCUCUCUCUCUGCUUUGUGGAUCCUCGAUUAUAAUCUGUUAUUUUUUUGUAUUAAUGAGUUAUGGCCAUUAGGACCAGAAAUUACAAGCCAAAGUCAGAGGACAAUUGGAAUUGUGUAGAUUUAUUUCAAGGACAUUUCCAGGACUUCUUUUUUCUUCUGCAAUCAUUUUGUAAACCUCAUUGAUUACAACAACAAAACAGAUAUCUCCUGUCGUCAGAUCCUUCGCAUUUAUGUAUUUGCACCAACAGUGUCUCGAUGUCGGUUUUUG